CACCCCCAAGCGUCGCGCGACGCCGUUCUUCGCAAAAAUGCUUCGACGUCUUUCACAGUUUCAUCAAUUACGUUGCCGAUGAUGGAUUAUCCCAAGUCCAUGUUUUUGUCGAAUUAAUCGAGGUGUUUACUUCUUCGAGAUGACUAUGCAUAUUCUGGCCGCAGGCGCGAAAUUCAAACGAGAAGGGUAGUUCUCUAGUACAGUAUUUCGUGAAAAAGGAAUCUAGUGUCGUGUGGUCGCCAUUUUCUCGUUCACAACUGCGCAGUUGAUGAGAUGGUGGUCAGGUGGUGCGAAUAAGUGCAGCGUGCGUGCGGCUAAGUAAGUAGCUAAGUACACACACCUGUUGAUAGGUGUACACAUGGUAUUAUUUAAACAAGUAUGAGUGGCUCAUCAGGUCGCGAGUCUUUGAGGGCCAUGAUGGCUGAGAAGAAAAAGCAAAAGCACCAGAAUUUGCCGGAUCUGGAGCUAGUUGAUCCCUUUGCCAACGCCACAGCGUGUAAUUCCAUAACAAGGGGGAAAACUGGAAUUGUGUACGAUCGUGAAGUCCUAAAACACAAGUGCGACUGGGAUGAGAACUAUCCGGAAAACCCCCAGCGACUCGAAUCGAUUUUGGAAAAAUGUACCGGCCAGGGUCUGUUCGAGCGCUGUGUCACUCUCCCAAACUACAAGCGCUCGGAUUUGUACGAAAAAGUUAUUGCAAAACACAACCCUGACCUUUUCGCGAAGCUGGAAAGGGUUUCGAAGAUGGAUUUGAAAGCUAGAGAGCAGGAGGCUAGUUCUUAUGACGCGAUUUAUUUCAAUCAGUCUACUUUUGACGCCGCGUGCCGUUCGUUAUCCUCAGUGUUGAAUCUCGUGACGGCGGUCGCAAAACGCGACGUUCAAAACGGCAUGGCUUUAGUGCGCCCGCCGGGGCACCACGCCAUGGAGAACGAGUACAACGGUUACUGCUAUUUCAAUAACGUGGCAAUAGCUGCGGAGUCCGUCCUUCGGGAAGGGCACUCGAAGCGGGUGAUGAUUGUGGACUUCGACGUCCACCAUGGGCAAGGCACCCAGCGAAUGUUUUACGAGCGCAAUGAUGUUCUUUAUUUUUCAAUUCACCGGUACGAGCAUGGCACCUUUUGGCCCAACUUGCUUGAAAGUAAUUUUAAUUAUAUUGGCAGAGGUGACGGUUUGGGGUUUAACGUCAAUGUGCCUUUAAACGAGACAAUGCUUGGGGACGAUGACUACUUAGCCAUCGUCUUCAAUCUGUUGCUGCCUCUGGGAUUUGAGUUCAACCCUGAUCUGAUUGUUAUUUCUGCGGGAUAUGACGCCGCGAUUGGCUGUCCGGAGGGGCGGAUGAACGUCACACCUGGGUUUUAUUCGCACUUAAUAAGUCUCCUUUCGACACUAGCCAGGGGCCAGAUCGCUGUGGUGCUCGAGGGAGGGUACUUUCUACCCUCAUUGUCGGAAGGCGCCUGUAUGACGCUAAACUCUCUCCUGGGCAGUCCGUGCCCACUGUUGGAGCCCAUUAAAAGUGUGCACCCAAGUGUGAUUACCACGAUCUGUAACGUCAAGCGUAUGUUGCACACACGCUGGAAAUGUUUCGAUGUUGCGGAGCUAAAAACAGAAGCAACACACAAAUUCGAAAUUUGCUACUUUGGCGACAAACGAACGCCGCCCUUUGACAAUGGACCAGGCAGCUAUCCUGGAAUAUGUGACGAAAACUCUCGGUACUACUCGAAGCUAACUGAUGCUUUACACGAACGCUAUAUUUGUGCCUCCGACCUCCCCGUGAAUUACAUUUACGACGACCAGAUGCUCCAACACACCCCACAAUCGGGGGAUUUGGAGCGUCCCGAACGCCCCGAGCGUUUGACUUCCAUCAUGAAGGUCCUCCAAGAGUUUGGACUUCUGGGAAGGAUGCAGCGGACGCCCAUCGUCCCUCGGGACUUCACCGAAUACUCCCCCCACGCCCGAGGCUACUUGGGCACCGUCAACGAGGCCAUGGAACAAUCGAAGGACGUGUACGUCAAUGAACACACACACGAUUCGGUUGUUUUGGCCGUCUCGGGUUUGCUCAGUUUGGUAGAUGGGGUGAUGAGCGGGACGUCCCAAGCCGGGGUUGCGGUAAUCCGCCCCCCGGGCCACCAUGCGGAGCAUGACAAGGCGAUGGGGUACUGCUUCGUCAACAAUAUCGCCGUGGCUGCGAACUACCUGCUCGACAAAUACGAAGUGGAGAGAGUUUUGAUCGUUGAUUUCGAUAUCCAUCAUGGGAACGGCACCCAGAACAUGUUUUACGAAAACGACCGUGUCAUGUACGUUAGCAUUCACAAGGACGAGCACGGGAAGUUCUUCCCGGCGAACUCCCCCAGGAACUACACGUUCGACGGGUACGGGCGCGGGCGCGGAUUCAACGUCAACAUCCCGUUCAAUAACGAUAAAAUGGGGGACAGUGAAUACUUGGCAGUUUUCCAUAAUGUUAUUCUACCGGUGGCUUAUUCCUUCGGCCCACAAGUGGUGUUGGUCUCCGGCGGGUUCGAUGCCGGGAUCCACGACCCGUUGGGCGGCUAUGUGGUCAGUCCGGAGACCUUUGGCCACUUUAUCCACAUGCUGAAGGGUUUGGCUAAAGGGAGACUGAUUCUCGCCUUGGAAGGGGGAUACAAUCUCACAACAACGAGCUAUGCCUUCGCCAUUUGUGCCAAGGCGCUUUUGGGAGAUCCGAUAAUUAUGCCAAAAAACGUUUUCAAGAAUCUCUCAAGCGAAGCCGUCACAACGAUUCGGAACGUGACGACUCAUUUUAAGAAGUAUUGGCCGAUCUUCGAAGUCAAUCGGGAACUGGGCGUAACUCCGUAUAUUUUAAAGAAAAUCAAGGGUUUUAAAGAGAAAUAUUACGGGGAAGUUUUGGCAACCGCCAUUGACCCCACUCGCGUGCAGGAUAACGAAUAUGUCGAAAGCGAAAUGAACAAACUGAACAACUCUUAAACCGUUAACGCUCAUUUAACAGUUACCCAAAACUUUAAAUUAAUACUUUAUUUUAUUCGUAUUUCGUCUUAAGUCCGCUCAAUAAAUCUAGUCUUAACUAGUCGCAAUAACGACUAAUAAAACAUUGUAACAUUCCUGUUUUGUAUUGAUAUAUAUUUUAUCCUUUAGAUUAAGUUUCACUUCUUUUGUUUCGUGUUUCUUUAAACCUAGUUAUCAUCUCAACUUAUGAUAUUGUAGGGUUUCUAUACUUGUUUUGUGUUAGUUUUAUGUUUGUUGUCGAUUUUAUUGGUGGCCAAUAAUAUCGCGGAUCGAGCAAACGACCCUGAAUCUGGUAGGUGAGGCAGACUGAGGUAAAUCCUCGUCUAGUCUCAGUAGUAGCUAACUUAGUGAUAUUGUAGUUUUUAAGAGUUAACUGUGUUCCGUCUUUGAGUUUGUCGUUAACUGUGAGGAAUUCGGAUGUUUGUUUUCUAAUUUUUUAAUAAAAGUUCAACUUGA
Messenger RNA from Tribolium castaneum (red flour beetle), 3456 nucleotides. It is a transcript of the gene HDAC6, whose product is annotated as Histone deacetylase 6. Lineage: Eukaryota; Metazoa; Arthropoda; Insecta; Coleoptera; Tenebrionidae. Bases 379 to 2961 code for a protein of 860 amino acids. Gene Ontology annotation, biological process: negative regulation of transcription by RNA polymerase II. Gene Ontology annotation, molecular function: transcription factor binding; histone deacetylase activity. The record is from RefSeq and is a predicted model, not a curated record. Gene Ontology annotation, cellular component: histone deacetylase complex. The transcript is spliced from 12 exons.